This is a messenger RNA of Penicillium verhagenii, 3846 nucleotides long. Its product is annotated as EF hand domain protein. Gene Ontology annotation, molecular function: calcium ion binding; protein binding. NCBI's taxonomy places the organism in Eukaryota, Fungi, Ascomycota, Eurotiomycetes, Eurotiales, Aspergillaceae. The transcript is spliced from 6 exons. The record is from RefSeq and is a predicted model, not a curated record. The coding region runs from base 1 to 3846 and encodes 1281 amino acids. Gene Ontology annotation, biological process: endocytosis; endosomal transport. Gene Ontology annotation, cellular component: plasma membrane; cytoplasm.
AUGGCUGAAACCGCACAGCGACAUCCGAAUCUGAACCUCACGGCCGAGGAAAAGCGCGUCUUUUACCAACUAUUCCAGGCCGCUGACACAACGAACCUCGGCGUUAUUACUGGAGAAAUCGCAGUUCCAUUCUUCGAGAAAACACAUCUUCCUGGAGGUGUCCUUGGAGAGAUUUGGCAAAUUGCGGACAGGGAGAACAGGGGUCUCCUGACCCCAGCUGGAUUUGGAGUUGUUCUUCGAUUGAUUGGACAUGCUCAAGCUGGACGUACACUAUCCGCAGAGUUAGCAUUGCAGCCUGGCCCGCUGCCCCGAUUCGAUGGAAUCUCAGUCGACACAACAGCUCCUGCCCCGGAGCCGAGCCCUGCUAGUCCUCCACCAGGUGCAUCUGGCCCCAUCCGUGUCCCUCCGUUGCAACCCGAUGAUGUCAACAAAUUCGUUUCGCUCUUCGACAAGUCCGAAGUCGUGAAUGGAAUCAUGUCAGGUGAUAUUGCAAAGCAAAUAUUUGAACGCGCAAGAUUGCCAAAUGAGGUUUUGGGUCGGAUAUGGAAUCUUUCCGACACUCAGCAGCGCGGUGCUCUCGAUGCCACCGAAUUCGUCAUUGCUAUGCAUCUUCUGACAUCGUUCAAGUCCGGUGUAUUGCGUGGUAUUCCUCAGACCCUACCGGCUGGACUGUACGAGGCUGCAUCUCGCAGGGCCCCUGCAAGGUCAUCUUUUGGUGCUCGGCCUGAAGUCCCACCCGUUCCCUCAAUCCCAAGGCAAUUUACUGGCUCCCAGCGAACUGCGAGCCCCAUGAACGCCGCUCCUUCCAUCCCGCAGUUCGGAGGCCAACUGUCUGCUCAGACAACAGGUGGAGACUGGCUCAUUACCCCACAGGAGAAGGUACACUUUGAUGGGAUAUUCGAGACAGUUGAUACCGCCAAGCGCGGACUCAUCACUGGUGAUCAAGCGGUUGGAUUCUUCAUGAAGGCGCAACUACCAGAGGAGGUCCUUGCCCAAAUUUGGGACCUUGCUGAUAUUGAUGCGGAUGGGCAGUUGACUCGGGAGGAGUUUGCUGUAGCUAUGUACCUGGUGAGGUUGCAGCGUGGUGGCAAGGAACCUGUACCUCAAGUGCUUCCUCUUGCUCUGAUUCCGCCUAAUAUGCGACGCCAAGCCCCUGCGCCAGCUCAAAUGGCAGCCCCUGCGCCCCCUCCCCCAGCUCCUGCGCCCGUACCGCGAUCUGCUGCCGAUGAUCUGUUCGGUUUGGAUUCGCCCCCAGCGCCCGCUCCUGCUCAGCUCCAGAUGCCUCAGUCCACCGGCGGCUCUGCAGGCGCAUGGCACACACCUACCUCCCCAGCAUCUAGGGCCUCCCCGCCAACGGCAUCUACCACUUUCAAGCCAUUUGUACCGACAUCAACCUUUGGCCAAAGUUUGCAACCGCAAUUAACUGGAGCGUCCUCUGGACACCCAGGUUCAAUUCGCUCACCUCCACCCCCAUCCGAUGAUCUGCUGGGAGAUAACGACCCAGAGGAAACCAAGAAACUGACACAGGAGACCACCGAGCUUGCGAACUUGUCAAACCAAAUUGGAUCCCUGUCCAAGGAAAUGCACAAUGUCCAACAGAAGCGUACGUCUGCUGAACAUGAGAUCACUCAGAGUUCACAGCAGAAGCGGGAUUUCGAGGCCCGGCUUGCACAGGCACGUACUAUGUACGAACAGGAAUUGGCAAGCUUCAAGGCCCUAGAAGAACGUUUGAAGACAUCCAAGGCAGAGACUAUCAAGUUAUCUCAAGAAUACGCUCUGAUUGAGGGUAGCCGCCAGGAUUUGGCGAACCAGUAUAACCAGGUCUCAACCGCACUGGCUUCUGAUCAACAAGAGAAUGCUAGUCUGAAGGAGAAGAUCCGCUAUGCGAAUGCAGAGGUCGCACAGCUUAAACCUGCCCUUGAAAAGGCACGUUCCGAUGCUAGACAGCAGAAGGGACUGGUUGCAAUCAACAAGAAGCAGCUAGCAACCGUGGAGGGUGAACGCGACAAGGCUCAAGGUGAAAUUGACGAUUUGGCCAGAGAUACUCCCCAGUAUACUGAGGAUGUCACACCUGUCAGCAGUGCUGCCGAGCUUGCUAGCCCUGCUGCUUCCACGACCAGUCAAAACACCAAUCCCUUCUUCCGUCGGACCGUGACAGGUAGCGAAAGCGACCGAGCUCGUUCGCCUGACUCUACCAAUGAUCAGCAAAAAGCGUUUGACAGCCUGUUUGGACAGACGUUUGCCAGUCCCAUAAGUGCUGGCCCUCCACCAACCUCUUUCCGUGCAGAGUCUCCGCUGGCGACCGCCAAAUCACCGGUUACGUCCAAUGUUCCAACUCCCUCUGCGUCUCCCGCUCCUGGAUCUAUGCCUGGAUCUCUUCCGGGGGCUUUCCCUGAGCCCCCACCCCCAAGUAUCUCUCGUCAACUUACCCCGAACUUUUUGCCAUUCAACGAGAACCAGUCCGUGACCUCGUCCACUAUGGUGUCCCCACCUGCUAGCAGAUUUGGUCAAGAUAACUCGGGGUUUGGGACCCCCUCCCAGGCGACGACUAGUGAAGUGGGCGGUGCUCCCUCGGUGACAGAGUCCAGUGACUAUAGCUUUGCGGCCGGUUCGACUGCCGAAGGAACCCCGGCUCGUUCUCCAUUUGAGGAGUUGCCGCCAGCUACUGAGGCUGCUGCUACCGUCGCUGAACCAUCUGCCACCUCUCCACUCAGUCCGGACAGCCAGGAGGCACCCAAGGACCUGUCUUUUGAUGAACUGUUCGGUAGUAAGGCGCACAAGCGAUCGGAGUCUCAGAAAGGGAACGAUUUCGAGGAGGCUUUCGCAUCUAUGAAACCCGCCGGUGGACCGGCUGGUGGACCAGCAAAUGCUGCUGCGACCGGCUCAGAAUUCCCUCCCAUCCAGGAACUUCAUCACGAUGAAGAAGGUGACGAGGAAAGCUCAGAUGAGGAGGGCCCUUUUGGAUUUGAUGACAACUUUGCCCCUGCCCCAGUUGCAGGCACCCAGAAGGGACAGCCAGCUGAUUCUAUCGACGUUGCUCAGCUUGCCGCGUUCCCGUCCCCGGGAACGGCUGUAGCUUCGGGCCAGCCUGAACUUGUGGAUCCCCCCGCUGCGGAUGCACAGUCCAGCCCUCCCCAGUAUGAAAAUGACACCUCUCACGAGGCCCCUGAAUUCAAUGGUUUGCUGCCCGUCCGGUCGGAUCCGACUGCUGCCCCGGAUGCCCCCCACUCCGUCGAGUCUGCCACCGGCGCACCGAUCAUCGACAACGAGCCCCAGCGGGAAGCCGACUCCCCUGCUGCAUUUGCCCCAGCCCCGGAGGCUAGCGCUGCUAGUGACUUGAAGUCUACCACUACCGACUUUGAUGCCGCUUUUGCCGGACUUAACCUGGCCCCCGCCCAGGAAGCAGAGGACGAUGAUGACGAACCGGAAGGCCAAAAUAAGAAUACUGACUUUGACUUUUCCUUUGACUCUCCGUCUCAGCCCAAACAUGAAAACGCAUCCAAUACCGAUCUCGGUCACAGUGGCUCAUCCGAAUUCUUCGAUUUUGACAACAAUGCCCAUGAAACUGCGCAGCCUACUGCCUCUGCCAAUGGAGGUGGUGCUUCAAACCAUGACUGGGACACCCUCUUCGCACCUCUUGAUAAUGCGAAGCCUGCUGCCGAAGAAGGUACCAGCACCUUUGAUCCUAAGAAGCCUGGCUGGGCCCUGGAUACCGAUACAGGCGAAGAUGACCUUAUCCUGCAGCGUUUGACCGGAAUGGGAUUCCCUCGGGAUGAUUCCCUUGUAGCGCUGGAGAAGUUUGACUACAACCUUGACAAGGCCGCCGACUACUUGACCUCCAAGUAG